Staurois parvus is the source of this 404-nucleotide messenger RNA. NCBI's taxonomy places the organism in Eukaryota, Metazoa, Chordata, Amphibia, Anura, Ranidae. The record is from the annotation of a GenBank genome assembly.
CAUCUACAUUCUAGAAUCCACAAAUGGGCAGAGGGAAGCAGUUGAGCCUGCAGACAGUGAUACAGGAGUUGGUCAGAGACUGCAGACACAAUACAGGAGAUGGUCAGAGACUGCAGACACGAUAUAGGAGAUGGUCAGAGACUGCAGACAUGAUACAGGAGAUGGUCAGAGACUGCAGACAUGAUACAGGAGAUGGUCAGAGACUGCAGACAUGAUACAGGAGAUGGUCAGAGACUGCAGACAUGAUAUAGGAGAUGGUCAGAGACUGCUGACAUGAUACAGGAGAUGGUCAGAGACUGCAGACAUGAUACAGGAGAUGGUCAGAGACUGCAGACAUGAUACAGGAGAUGGUCAGAGACUGCUGACAUGAUACAGGAGAUGGUCAGAGACUGCAAACAUGAUAC